AUGACCGAUUCUUGCAUCCAAGCGGGGGUUGAUUUGGAACUCUUUUUUGAAACUUGUGAUCAAGCAAAUGGGUUUCUCAUCGAGCCAGGCGAGUGUGACAAAUGUGGCCCGGAUUCACAAUGGGGGGUUAUAGUUUACUUCGCGGUAAAUGUAGAAGUUACCAAGAUCAGAGGCCAUUAUUUGCCUAACUGUCGUCCAAAGACCGUUUCUUUUAAAUGUCAAUUCGAUAAGUUAUUCAAAGUGGGACUCCCUGAAGAAGACACCGCCACAAAAGCGUUCUUAUUGAUGGAAAUGACCAGUGACAAUGAAGAUAUGAAACGGCAAGCAAUUUCGUUAUUAGGUUUGGAUACUGAAUUGGCGUUCUGUGGUUCUAGCAAGCCAACUGCAUCUCAUACCAUCGAUAUUGACAAUCUUUACCUCAAGAGAAUCCAAGAUAUUAGCACCGAAUGGGACGCUAGUGAGUUAUCACAGACAUUUUUGAAUUUUGGCGAGCAGCUUAAAUUAUAUGCCGGGACAGAAAAUAAUCAUAAAAGACGUCGUUUGGAUGAUGAAUGA
This is a messenger RNA of Saccharomycopsis crataegensis, 555 nucleotides long. RefSeq lists its product as uncharacterized. Lineage: Eukaryota; Fungi; Ascomycota; Saccharomycetes; Ascoideales; Saccharomycopsidaceae. Bases 1 to 555 code for a protein of 184 amino acids. The record is from RefSeq and is a predicted model, not a curated record. The transcript has a single exon.